Molecule: messenger RNA, 1464 nt
Organism: Phoenix dactylifera (date palm)
Lineage: Eukaryota; Viridiplantae; Streptophyta; Magnoliopsida; Arecales; Arecaceae
Product: putative glutathione peroxidase 5
Biological process (GO): response to oxidative stress
Cellular component (GO): cytosol
Molecular function (GO): peroxidase activity
Source: RefSeq, a predicted model, not a curated record
CAGGACUUGCCAAUGUUUUCGCUAGAUGCCAAAAACGAACGAUGGAUGGCGUGGCCGCGAUCUAAAGACCGGUGAGGAUCCGGGAGACAUACUGUUCUCGGAAGAUAAAACACGGUCUGUCGUUCGGGCGCAGACUCCGGCGACUAUUUGUUCACCUCCGAUUUCCCCCCGUCUAAAUAACAUGGAUCGAUCGCUUUAAGAACCGGCGACGGCGAGGGUUUAAAAUAUCACCAGAUCCGGCGAGAGAGAGGACAGAUGGGGACUUUCCAAUCCAAAGCCUCUCCGGCAAAUACUUCCAUCCAUGAAUUCACGGUCAAAGAUGGCAGCGGCAAGGACGUCGAUUUGGGGAUUUACAAGGGGAAGGUGCUUCUCGUCGUCAAUGUUGCUUCCAAAUGCGGGUUCACGGAUAGCAAUUACACCCAGUUGACAGAGCUCUACAACAAGUAUAAAAACAAAGAUUUUGAAAUUUUAGCAUUUCCAUGCAAUCAAUUUUUGCGACAAGAACCCGGGACAAACCAGGACAUAAAAAAUUUUGCAUGUACAAGAUACAAGGCUGAGUAUCCAAUUUUCCGAAAGGUUCGAGUAAAUGGUUCAGACACAGAGCCAGUUUAUCAAUUUCUUAAAGCAAGCAAAACUGGUAUAUUGGGUUCUCGAAUAAAGUGGAAUUUUACCAAGUUUCUAGUCGAUAAGGAGGGCAAAGUGAUUGGCCGAUAUGGGCCAACAACUGCCCCAUUGUCCAUUGAGAAAGACAUCCAGAAAGCAUUAGGAGAGAUUUAGCAGUCUUCUGUUCAGACUGGGGAGAGAAUGGUCUUCUGUUCAGACUGGUGUACCAUCCUUUGCAUGAAUAUAUGCCUACAUUGCUGUUUUGUUCAUAUGACCAUUUGAUCAUUAUUUCGUGCUUUGACUUUUAUUAUUUGCAAAUAGAGUCGCUUUUAUGGGUUUGGUCAUCUUACCGGCUUUGAAGUAUCUUGUGCCUUUUGUCCUAGAGAUGUACAUGUUUGAGUUUGUGAACUGUCAAAUGUCGUUGACCUGCAUUUGGUUUUGGUAUAUUUUGAAAGCAGAAGCCAGUAAAUGGAUGUAAACUGAACCAUAUCCCAGCAUCCAUUGCAUCUUAUUACUGAAUGGGAGUCCCCAAAAAGGUUCUUUCUGAUUCAUUCAGCAUUCAAGCCACGUUUGAUACUUUGGAGCAGGCUACGUUUGAUCCGGGCUGGUGGAACCUGCCAUAUUUCUCAGCAAACAUGCAAACAUGAAGCAUCUUUCCUGCUGUUUUAUAAGAUUUUGCCGAUUUCACCAGCUGCGAGUUCCAUUAUAUUCCGUUUGCUUGGAAAUUGGUUCAAAAUUACUAGUACACAACAGUUGGGAGUUCCAUUGCAGAAAAUGUCGAGGCAGUUGCACACAAAAUGUGUUCCACCAAGUAUUUGUAGGGUAUCCACAUUAACAUCAAUGGAUAUCUUUUCAUUGAUA